AUUAUCUUCCUGGGAAACAUUGCUGCUUGCAUAUAAAGAAUCUCUUGCUGAGUUACUGCAACUGAGUGUAGAAUGUUACUUUACUUGUGAUUCUGAUGGAGGAAUAACUAGAUCUCAGGCUGCUGCACUGGAAGACCUUACAGGAAAUAAAAAAUGUCAUCUAAUAGGAGUCAGAACCCACAUGGACUUAAACAAAUUGGUCUUGACCAGAUAUGGGACGACCUAAGAGCUGGAAUUCAACAGGUUUACACCAGACAAAGCAUGGCAAAAUCCAGAUAUAUGGAACUCUACACUCAUGUUUAUAACUACUGUACUAGUGUACACCAGUCUAAUCAAGCACGAGGAGCUGGAGUACCUCCUUCUAAAUCAAAAAAAGGUCAAACACCUGGAGGUGCUCAGUUUGUGGGUUUGGAAUUGUACAAACGGCUAAAAGAAUUCCUGAAGAACUACUUGACGAAUCUCCUCAAGGAUGGUGAGGAUUUGAUGGAUGAAAGUGUGUUGAAAUUCUACACUCAACAGUGGGAAGAUUAUAGGUUUUCAAGCAAAGUACUCAAUGGGAUAUGUGCCUACCUCAAUCGACACUGGGUUCGUCGUGAGUGUGAUGAAGGUCGUAAAGGAAUAUAUGAAAUUUAUUCGCUUGCCUUGGUGACCUGGAGAGACUGCUUAUUCAGGCCAUUAAAUAAGCAGGUAACGAAUGCUGUAUUGAAGUUGAUUGAAAAGGAAAGAAAUGGUGAAACUAUCAAUACAAGGCUGAUCAGUGGAGUUGUACAAUCUUAUGUGGAACUGGGGCUGAAUGAAGAUGAUGCAUUUGCGAAAGGACCUACACUAACUGUCUAUAAAGAAUCCUUUGAAUCUCAGUUUCUUGCUGACACAGAGAGAUUUUAUACACGAGAAAGUACUGAAUUCUUACAACAGAACCCAGUCACAGAGUACAUGAAGAAGGCUGAGGCUCGCCUUCUUGAGGAGCAACGUAGGGUUCAAGUGUAUCUCCAUGAGAGCACACAAGAUGAAUUAGCACGAAAGUGUGAGCAAGUACUUAUUGAAAAACACCUGGAGAUAUUUCAUACAGAGUUUCAGAAUUUAUUGGAUGCUGAUAAAAAUGAAGACCUGGGACGUAUGUAUAACCUUGUAUCUCGAAUCCAGGAUGGCCUUGGAGAGCUGAAAAAGCUGUUGGAAACUCACAUUCAUAAUCAGGGUCUAGCUGCAAUUGAGAAAUGUGGCGAAGCAGCUCUAAAUGAUCCAAAAAUGUAUGUACAGACAGUGCUGGAUGUCCAUAAGAAAUACAAUGCUUUAGUCAUGUCAGCAUUCAACAAUGAUGCCGGUUUUGUGGCUGCACUAGACAAAGCUUGUGGUCGAUUUAUAAAUAAUAAUGCAGUGACAAAAAUGGCUCAAUCAUCCAGUAAAUCCCCAGAGCUGCUGGCACGAUACUGCGAUUCUUUACUGAAGAAAAGCUCAAAGAAUCCAGAAGAAGCAGAAUUGGAAGAUACACUUAAUCAAGUGAUGGUUGUCUUCAAAUACAUUGAAGAUAAAGAUGUGUUUCAAAAAUUCUAUGCUAAAAUGCUUGCAAAAAGACUUGUACAUCAGAACAGUGCUAGUGAUGAUGCUGAGGCAAGCAUGAUCUCUAAACUUAAACAAGCUUGUGGUUUUGAAUAUACGUCCAAGUUGCAGCGGAUGUUCCAAGAUAUUGGUGUAAGCAAGGACUUGAAUGAGCAAUUUAAAAAGCACCUGACCAAUUCAGAACCACUGGAUUUGGAUUUCAGCAUACAGGUGCUGAGUUCUGGAUCAUGGCCAUUUCAGCAGUCUUGCACAUUUGCUCUGCCCUCUGAGUUAGAACGGAGCUAUCAGAGAUUUACUGCAUUUUAUGCCAGUCGUCAUAGUGGAAGAAAAUUAACGUGGUUGUAUCAGCUUUCCAAAGGGGAACUGGUUACCAACUGUUUCAAAAAUAGAUACACACUACAGGCAUCCACAUUCCAGAUGGCAAUUUUACUGCAGUACAACACAGAAGAUGCCUACACCGUGCAGCAGUUGACAGACAGUACUCAAAUAAAAAUGGAUAUCUUGGCACAAGUUCUACAGAUACUGUUGAAAUCAAAAUUACUUGUUUUGGAAGAUGAAAAUGCAAAUGUUGAUGAGGUGGAGCUAAAACCAGAUACCUUAAUAAAGCUGUAUCUUGGUUAUAAAAACAAAAAGCUAAGGGUGAACAUCAAUGUGCCAAUGAAAACCGAACAGAAACAGGAGCAAGAAACUACACACAAAAAUAUAGAGGAAGAUAGGAAACUACUGAUUCAGGCUGCUAUUGUAAGAAUCAUGAAAAUGAGGAAGGUUCUAAAACACCAGCAACUACUUGGAGAAGUGUUAACACAGCUGUCCUCAAGGUUCAAGCCACGCGUUCCAGUAAUUAAGAAAUGCAUUGAUAUCUUGAUUGAGAAGGAGUACUUGGAACGUGUCGAUGGUGAGAAGGACACCUACAGUUACUUGGCUUAAUGUUUUUAUUAGCAAUUUUCUGACUGUGUGACACUCGGCAAAUAGGUAUGUGAUGGAAAGAAUGAAAGCAAAGGAACUUCAUAGCAGCCACCCUGCUGCCAUUUGGACCUCCCUUUUUAAUAACUGAGACCAGGACUCCCCAUCAGCCAGUCUCAGAUUUACAUCAGAACUGCUCAGGAUUGAUACAUUUCAAGUAUGUAAAUAUGGACACCAAUGCCAUUUAACCUAAUUUAAGAACAGAGAGGAAUCAGACCCUUCUCAUUUAAGGGUUGCAUGCUACUGCAUUUAAAUCAAUACAUUGGCUAUAUGAUAAACAGCUGCCGUCACUGGCAGCACUUACAAAUGUUGGCAGCACUUUGAGAGCAAGUCUGAAUGGACCCAUGUGUAAUCUGCUAUGGAAAAACCAUUUGUAUAGUGUGUUUCAUUUUUUAAUGUGUGAUAAAUAAAAAAAAAAGUUAAAAGAUUUCUGUACAAGUUGCAUUUGGUUUUAUUAAGUUUCAUGAUUUCUAAAUGUAAAUAAAAGGUAUAAUAAUGGUUAUGAAA
Meleagris gallopavo (turkey) is the source of this 3027-nucleotide messenger RNA. NCBI's taxonomy places the organism in Eukaryota, Metazoa, Chordata, Aves, Galliformes, Phasianidae. The record is from RefSeq and is a predicted model, not a curated record.